GUGAUCAGAGGUUCAGUGUCAGUGCUGUGAUAGUACCAGAGGAGCAAUAAUCUAAUAAAAGGCAUUUUCCAUUUGUUAUGAGAAAGAUCUUACUUGCAGAUCAAGGUUGAGAGAGAUAAAUACCUGACAACAGGAGCUGUCAAGUCCUGAGAAAGAAAAGGUCGUGCUUCUGUGCCCCUUAGCAAACCUGUGAAAACCGGCAAGGAACCGUGAUCUGAAAUCUUGGAUUAGACCAAGUGAAGAUAAAAAGCUUGUGUGCUACUUACUGAAAUGCUUUCCCAGACUGGAACACCAUAGUCUGGAUGGCAUGGUUUGGUUUUGUGUAGAGGGUUAUUUGAAGUGUUUUCAGUGGAAAUCAAAGCUUUUCAACUAAGAAGACAUGGAAGAGAAAGGAGGAGUGGGUACUUUUGAAAGCAGCCCUGUCUCUAACGGUCCUUGGUGCAAGGCAGCAGUGACAGAUGUGCAGUUUGGCCCUAUGAGACUCCACCAAGAUCAACUUCAGGUACUUUUAGUGUUUGCCAAAGAAGAUAACCAGAGUAAUGGGUUCUGUUGGGCCUGUGAGAAGGCUGGGUUUCGGUGUAACAUUGCCAGGACACCUGAAUCUGCGCUAGAAUGUUUUCUGGAUAAACAGCAUGAAAUUAUCAUUAUCGACCAUAGACAUUCCAGAUAUUUUGAUGCAGAAGCUCUAUGCAGGUCUAUCAGAACAACUACAGCCUCAGAAAAUACAGUCAUAAUUGGUGUAGUACGAAGACAUAGUGAUCGGGAGGAGUCAUCAAUAUUGCCACUGAUUGCAGCAGGCUUCACAAGGAGAUAUGUAGAAAAUUCCAAUAUAAUGGCCUGUUACAAUGAGCUAAUUCAGCUGGAAUUUGGAGAAGUGCGGGCACAAUUUAAACUAAGGGCUUGUAAUUCAAUAUUUACAGCACUCGAGAAAAGUCAAGAAGCCAUUGAGAUCACAAGUGAAGAUCAUGUAAUACAGUAUGUAAAUCCUGCAUUUGAAACAGCGAUGGGCUAUCAAAUAGGUGAAUUAAUAGGAAAGGAAUUAACUGAAGUGCCUAUAAAUGAAAAAAAAGCCGAUUUCCUGGAUACUAUUAAUUCCUGCAUAAAGAUAGGAAAGGAAUGGCAAGGAAUGUAUUACACCAAAAAGAAAAAUGGAGAUAGCAUACAACAAAAUGUGAAGAUAAUGCCUGUCAUUGGACAGGGAGGAAAGAUUAGACACUAUGUGUCAAUUAGUAGACUGUGCAAUGACAACAAUAAGGCAGAAAGAAUAUGUGAACGUGUUCAGGCUGAAUCUCAGACAGAUAUUCAGACUUGCCGACACAAAGAUAGGAGGAAAGGAUCGCUUGAUGUCAGAUCCACAACCUCACGAGGAAGUGAUGGCAGUUCACAGAGGCGACACUCCUCCAUGGCCAGGAUACAUUCCAUGACUAUUGAAGCACCCAUCACCAAGGUAAUAAAUAUUAUCAAUGCUGCACAAGAAAGCAGUCCCAUGCCUGUCGCAGAAGCUUUAGAUCGAGUGUUGGAGAUUCUAAGAACCACUGAGUUAUACUCUCCACAACUUGGGACAAAAGAUGAAGAUCCACAUACAAGUGAUCUUGUUGGAGGAUUAAUGACAGAUGGUUUACGAAGAUUAUCGGGAAAUGAAUACAUAUUGUCAGCAAAACAAACUCAUCAGGUUCCUGGCAGUUUGAUCUCCCCUAUCUCCCUUAAUGACAUCCCACCACGGAUAGCACAAGCAAUGGAAAAUGAAGAAUUCUGGGACUUUGAUAUCUUUGAACUGGAGGCUGCAACCCAUAAAAGGCCUUUGGUUUAUCUUGGUCUCAAAAUGUUUGCUCGCUUUGGAAUCUGUGAAUUCCUAAACUGUUCAGAAUCAACUCUGAGGUCGUGGUUACAAGUUAUUGAAGCCAACUACCAUUCCUCCAACUCCUAUCAUAAUUCUACUCAUUCUGCAGAUGUCCUGCAUGCCACUGCCUAUUUCUUAUCCAAAGAAAGGGUAAAGCAAACUCUGGAUCCAAUUGAUGAGGUUGCUGCUCUCAUUGCUGCCACUGUCCAUGAUGUGGAUCACCCAGGAAGAACAAACUCCUUUCUGUGCAAUGCGGGGAGUGAACUAGCGAUCCUGUACAAUGACACCGCGGUGCUAGAGAGCCAUCAUGCGGCGCUGGCUUUCCAGCUCACCACACGGGAUGAUAAAUGCAAUAUCUUUAAAAACAUGGAGAGGAAUGAAUAUCGAACCCUUCGUCAAGCCAUUAUUGAUAUGGUCCUAGCAACAGAAAUGACAAAGCACUUUGAGCAUGUCAACAAAUUUGUCAACAGCAUUAAUAAACCCUUGGCAGCACUAGAAGAAAAUGGGAGUAAUAAUGGUGAUGGAGAUUCAGUCAAAAACGUUCUCACGUCUCCUGAAAAUCGCAUACUUAUCAAACGUAUGUUGAUAAAGUGCGCUGACAUUUCCAAUCCAUGCAGACCCCUAGAGCAGUGCAUUGAAUGGGCCGGUCGCAUCUCUGAGGAGUACUUUGCACAGACUGAUGAAGAAAAGAGACAGAGUUUACCUGUGGUGAUGCCUGUUUUUGACAGAAAUACUUGUAGCAUCCCCAAAUCCCAAAUAUCCUUCAUUGAUUACUUCAUCACGGAUAUGUUUGAUGCAUGGGAUGCAUUUGCAGACCUACCAAAUUUGAUGCAGCAUCUGGACAAUAACUUUAAAUAUUGGAAAGGUCUCGAUGACAAGAAGCUACGGAGCCUUCGACCACCACCUGAAUAGCAAUUAGGCCACAGUGUGUAACUUACCUGUCCAGAUGCAUAUUUACUCAAGCUCACUUUUGUUCAUGUGAUUUCAAAUUAGUUUUGAUCCCUUCAGUAUUACAGUAAGGCUAACCCAUGUGCUUGUGAACCUUUCACAUUCAAGAGAACAUGAGGUCAGCAGCUGACUCCUGCAAACUGCCGUGUAUGGACUCAAAUGAAGUGAACUUAUCAGCUGAAUUACACUGGAUUGCUGCAGUACCUGUACUGAAGAGGGUCUAUUCGUGAACAUAUUUUUGCAUUAUCUUCAUACCAGUAUGUGAAGCUUGAAGAUAUCCUCACGAAAAGGGGUGUCCUAUAGAAGAUUUUGCUUAGUCCUCAAAUCUGCAAGUGAAGGAGGAGUAUCUGUUAAUAGUGACUCACAGCUUUUAUGAGAAAGCUCCUUGCUUUUUAUAAGCACUUAAGAACAGUUACAUAUACCAGUCGGACAUUUAAAAUGCAACUCUUCAUGAAGGAGUUUUUGAUCUAUGAAAAAUAGAUGUACUCUAUUUUUUCACAUCACAGAAGGUGCAAUCAUUCACUUCUGAGCACUACUGAAAGUGAGUUCUCUUAAAGAAAUUUAGUAGCAAAUGUAAAAAAUAACACAAGAAUUUUUGAAGUUGAUCGUUAGCAUCUAUUAUUAAAAUGUUUUAUUUAUUUUGUUAGAUGUUCAAUAUUUUCUAUGAAUUUAUAAAUACUUAAAAGCCAAAGCCAACUUUAGAUGCAUUACAAAUUUACAUGAUUCAUACUCAUCAAUAUACAUUUAAUUGAUGUACAGACCUUUUAUUUUCAUAAUGCAAAUACAAAAUACUAUACAAUGACACAUUUUUAUUGCACUGUAAGGAUAGAUGUGUAUGUUUAAAUAUUGUCUGAUUUUAUGUUAAUUAAAAUAAGUUUUAUUAAAAGGUCUCACUGGAGAGUAGUAAAAUAAACAAGAAAUGCAUACUGUAUAAGCACCAGAACUCCAGCAGUUCUCUCUCACUCCCUACUGGUGACCACAAGAUCUUCCCAAGGUUGCUACUCUUGGUAAAAAAUAAUAAUAAUAAUAACUUGGGAUGUUCAUUUUUUUUCUUCCCUGUAAUUUUAUAAUUAAAUUCCCUAUCAAAAGUCUGCCUUAUUUUAUACAGUAUUUCUACAAAGCAUUCCACAGCAUAGAUGAGGGGGGUAAAACAAAAUAUUUAAUGAAUUUCAACAUUUUAUAGCCAAUGUAUUUUCCUCUUCAGUGGAAAAAAAAAGAAAAUCUUUAACUCCAGAAGUUUGUAAAGGUUGUAUACCUUCACCAUUUGAAUGAAACAUUCACAGCAAACACCAGAAAAUAAUAAAAUGUAUAUUUUAAGAAGUGUCAAAGUUCUAGCAAUUUUAUUUGAAACAUUUUCUUUCUUUCUUUUUUUUAAUUUGCACACUAUCAGAUAGAUAUGUGAAAUUAAACAAUUUCUUUUAAAAGUA
Messenger RNA from Malaclemys terrapin pileata, 4215 nucleotides. RefSeq names its product phosphodiesterase 8A (gene PDE8A). The record is from RefSeq and is a predicted model, not a curated record. Lineage: Eukaryota; Metazoa; Chordata; Testudines; Emydidae. Gene Ontology annotation, biological process: positive regulation of ERK1 and ERK2 cascade; cellular response to epidermal growth factor stimulus; regulation of DNA-templated transcription. The coding region runs from base 380 to 2752 and encodes 790 amino acids. The transcript has 22 exons. Gene Ontology annotation, molecular function: 3',5'-cyclic-AMP phosphodiesterase activity.